Messenger RNA from Rhea pennata, 1491 nucleotides. It is a transcript of the gene GMPPA, whose product is annotated as GDP-mannose pyrophosphorylase A. Lineage: Eukaryota; Metazoa; Chordata; Aves; Rheiformes; Rheidae. The transcript has 13 exons. The coding region runs from base 37 to 1320 and encodes 427 amino acids. Gene Ontology annotation, cellular component: cytoplasm. Gene Ontology annotation, biological process: biosynthetic process. The record is from RefSeq and is a predicted model, not a curated record.
GUGUGCGGAAGCGGCGCGCGGCGGCGGGCCGGGGCGAUGCUGAAGGCGGUGAUCCUCAUCGGGGGCCCCCAGAAGGGCACCCGCUUCCGGCCGCUGUCCUUCGAGGUGCCCAAGCCGCUCUUCCCGGUGGCCGGCGUGCCCAUGGUGCAGCACCACAUCGAGGCCUGCGCCAAGGUGCCCGGCAUGAAGGAGAUCCUGCUCAUGGGCUUCUACCAGCCCCACGAGGCCCUCAGCCGCUUCCUGGUGUCGGCGCAGCAGGAGUUCAAGAUCCCCAUCAGGUAUCUCCAGGAGUACGCGGCACUGGGCACGGGUGGCGGCAUCUAUCACUUUCGGGACCAGAUCCUGUCGGGUGGUCCUGAGGCCUUCUUUGUCCUCAACGCAGAUGUGUGCUCCGAGUUCCCCUUGCAGGAGAUGCUGGACUUCCGGCAGCAGCACGGCGACGUGCACAGCUUUGUCAUUCUGGGCACCACGGCCAACAGGACACAGGCUCUGAACUAUGGCUGCAUUGUGGCUAACACGGACACGCACGAGGUCCUGCACUAUGUGGAGAAGCCCAGCACGUUUGUCAGUGAGAUUAUUAACUGUGGUAUCUACCUGUUCACACCUGCCAUCUUCCAGCACAUCGGUGAUGUCUUCCAGAGAAACCAGCAGGAGCUAGUGCUCUGUCCUUACCUUGGAGAGGACAGCUCUAACGGCUGGCAGCGUGCAGAAGUGAUCCGGCUGGAGCAGGAUGUUUUCACGGCACUGGCUGGGAGUGGCAAACUCUAUGUCUACAAAACUGAUGGCUUCUGGAGCCAGAUCAAAUCAGCGGGCUCUGCCAUCUAUGCCAGCCGCCUUUACCUGAACCAGUACAGUCAGUGCCACCCAGAGAGGCUGGCCCAGAACAAACCGGGAGGCCCUAUCAUCCGAGGGAAUGUGUACAUCCACCCGACGGCCUCUAUCAACAGCACUGCAGUGCUGGGCCCCAACGUCUCUAUUGGAAAGGGAGUGACGGUGGGAGCUGGUGUACGCGUGCGUGAGUCCAUUGUCCUGCAUGGGGCCUCACUGCACGAUCACACCUGCGUUCUCAAUACCAUCGUGGGCUGGGACAGUACCAUUGGGCGCUGGGCCCGGGUGGAGGGAACACCCAGUGACCCCAACCCCAACGACCCCUAUGCUAAGAUUGACAGCGAGACCCUUUUCCGGGAUGGACGGCUCACACCCUCCAUCACAAUUCUGGGUUGCAGCGUCACCAUCCCUGCUGAGGUUGUCAUCCUCAAUUCCAUCGUCCUGCCCCACAAGGAGCUGAGCCGCAGCUACAAGAAUCAGAUUAUCCUGUGAGUGAGCUGCUUGCCAGGUUGCCACUGCCAGUGUCAGCCCAUGGCUCUCUGUCGUGCCCCACAGAAGAAGGUUUUGCCUCUUAAGAGAUUACCAGCUCCUCAGGAGCAGGCCAGGAGUCUUCCAAGUGUCUUGAUUCCUGCUCCAAAUGGACAUUAAAGCUGGUGCACAUCA